UUCGUAAAAAAUAGCCUCACUUAAAUUGAAACCCUAGAGAAAUCUGCUCACUCCGUCUCACACUUCCCUCUCCUCCAACCGGCACUUCUCCCUGGUCUUUACUCUCACCGGCGGCGACAUCUUUUCGUCGGAGAGGAAAAAAAAGAUAUAAAAAAGACGAUGACUUCUCGACCGGAGCUGCAAGCCCCGCCGGAGAUAUUCUACAACGACGAUGAAGCUCGCAAAUACACCUCCUCGUCUCGUAUAAUUGACAUUCAGGCGAAACUUUCUGAGAGAGCAGUCGAACUCUUGGCUUUGCCUGAUGAUGAUGUGCCCAGACUACUGCUUGAUAUUGGUUGCGGAUCAGGUCUUAGUGGGGAGACAUUGACAGAAUUUGGGCACCAGUGGAUCGGGUUAGAUAUAUCCCCAUCGAUGCUUGAUGUUGCUUUAGAGCGUGAAGCCGAGGGUGACCUUAUACUCAGUGACAUGGGUCAGGGGUUAGGGCUUCGUCCUGGAGUCAUUGAUGGUGCUAUAAGUAUCUCAGCUGUUCAGUGGCUGUGCAAUGCUGACAAAUCAUCUCACGAACCACGUCUGAGAUUGAAGGCCUUCUUUGGGUCAUUAUACAGAUGCUUGGCAAGGGGAGCAAGGGCAGUGCUACAAGUAUAUCCCGAAAACGUUGCUCAACGUGAACUUAUCCUAGGUUUUGCCAUGCGUUCCGGCUUUUCUGGCGGUGUUGUUGUUGAUUUUCCACAUAGUACUAAGCAGAGGAAAGAGUACCUUGUGCUAACGUGUGGUCAAGCAUCACUAAAUAGUACAACUCCAAAUGCAAAAGGUGAAGAUGGAGAGAGUUGUUCCGACGAAGACGACAGCAGUGGAGAUGAAAAGAAUCACUCGGUUUCUGUAUCCGACAGGCACAGGCCUAGGAAAAAGCAAAAAUUGAAUAAAAAGGUAAGAGGAAAAGAAUGGGUUCUCAAAAAGAAAGACCAAAUGCGCAGAAAGGGAAACGCUGUUCCUCUAGAUACAAAGUACACUGCUCGUAAAAGAAAAGAUCGCUUUUGAUGAUGUCACCAUUUUUGGUAAACCGGAAGAUGUUCAAACUACAGAUGGUGAGGCAUAAAAUAUACUUGGUUUCUAUUGCAUAUUAGCUGGUGUUAUAAUUGAUAUCAAAUUUUGCCGUAAACAAUCGGAGAAAAGCCGAGUCUAGUUCGAUGUCCAAUUCUUGAUUAAUAUUUUGUUUUUCUUUCUCCUUUGUUUUACAUUUACAGAUUUGAUGGUGAUUCUGUAAUAUUGAUUUAUGUGUCAAUGCUGCCUGCUUGAAAGCAUUCUUGGUAGAUGCUUGAAAAUAUGCUAAUAGUAUGUACCAUGUGGUAUUAUCAUAUUAUGUGGCAAAACAGAUUUAUUCU
Molecule: messenger RNA, 1382 nt
Organism: Erythranthe guttata (spotted monkey flower)
Lineage: Eukaryota; Viridiplantae; Streptophyta; Magnoliopsida; Lamiales; Phrymaceae
Gene: RID2
Product: S-adenosyl-L-methionine-dependent methyltransferases superfamily protein
Biological process (GO): rRNA (guanine-N7)-methylation
Cellular component (GO): nucleolus
Molecular function (GO): rRNA (guanine) methyltransferase activity
Source: RefSeq, a predicted model, not a curated record